AGAAACACUCCAUUAUGAAAUAAUCUACGCACAUUAUAACAGAGGAAGCUGAAUGGUACAUGUUUGCAUAUCUUUUAAGAUUACUUUUGGAGUUGAAUGGAAAUUUGAAAUGUAUCAACUGCCAAAUAAUGGAAUUCACGUAAAGCUAUUCAUUUAACUUUAAUUAUAGAGGAACUUAAAAGGAAUAAACAAUACAAGACGUCGUACCUGCAGUGUAUUCUAUGCCUUACUAAUGCAAAACAUUCUAUGACUUCGUUUUAGCUUGAAUAUUUUAAUAAAUUGACUUGUUAUUAAAUUUAAAGGUAAGACCAUUGUACUCAAUCAACUUCUAUGGAUUUUUGUGAUCUUAUAAUUUUUAAGGAAGGUAUGAUAUGGCUGUUAGCUUGCUUAAAAAUUUUAAUAUUGUACAAAUCAAUAAGAGAAUACAGAUAAUGUUCUUCGCCUUAAGUUUAAUAUUAGGUCAAUUUAUUCUAAUGUUAAAUCUAAGAACACAUAAUUGGAACCGCUGAACUCAAAUUUGUUCCGCUAUCCGUAUUUUUAAUUUGCAGAAAGCAAAAGAAAUAUAGUUUAUGGAAUGGAGUCUAAUAAUAACUAUAAAUAUGGUAUUAAAUCCACUUUUUCUCAAUGUUUAGCGUUAGUUGGAGCUGGAUUCUUACAAGUCGGAGUCGGAACACAACUGAUUUGUUCGACAGUAAUCAUAGGAGCAUUAUCGGACAAUUCAAAUGAAAAUGAAUGGCUAACCAUGACUAUUGAGCAGAUGUCUUGGUUCGGAAGUCUGCUAUAUCUGUGCACACCUCUGGGCAGCAUAAUCUCAUCGCUGGUGCUGAAUCGACUCGGUCACAAAAACUGCAUGAUUAUCACCAAUAUACCGUUCUUGGUAUCUCAGAUCAUGUUUUUCUACGCAGAAAAUGUAGAGACCAUGUACGCGUGCUCGAUAAUAAUGGGUUUGGGCGUAGGAUUCUCAGGCGGCCCGUUUUCCGCAUACAUAGGCGAAGUGUGCGAACCAAAGCUCAGGGGUGCCCUGAUGUCGGCGACGAACGUGUUCUUCUUCGGCGGUUCGCUGCUGUUCACCACCAUUUACGCGAUCACCAGACAGUGGAGAUUGACCGUACUCGCUAACAUGGCGAUACCGAUCAUAACUAUUGUGAUUUUAUGCAUGAGUCCAGAUUCUCCGUUGUGGUUACUGUCCAAGGGCAAGAACGAAAAAGCGCAACGAACGCUUGGCAAGUUACGGGGAUGGGUGACACACGAUAAGUGUUCAAACGAAUUUCAUGAAAUGGUAGUGUUCAUGUCUGCGAAUAAAAACUCGACAAAUGACAAAAACGGCAGUAAAAAUGAUUCGGAAUGUUCUUGGAAACAACUGUUUAAGCCCGACGUACUUAAACCUUUUCGACUACUGCUCAUAUAUUUCUUUUUUUCAAAUUUAUUAUCUGGAGUACCGUUCGGGCCGUAUCUGGUAGUAGUUUUAUUAACUUUUGGCGCCGACGUUGACGUUCAAUGGACCGUAGCUUUUUCGUUGGGCAUAGCUAUAGUUGGAGGCAUAUUAACCGUUUUCUUGGUGAACAGACUUGGAAAACGAUUUCUCACUUUAACGACGUUGUCAAUUUGUUCUAUUUGUUAUAUAUCAAUCGGAUUGAUUGGUGUCUAUUGGACGGAUACAAAUCAAAUAAAAUCUUGGUUAUUACUAAUAUCCUUCUUUAUUAGUACGUUCGUGGCAUCAUUCGGUAUAAUGCCAAUCGGAUGGAUACUUCUUACUGAAAUAUUCCCCAUGAAGAGUAGAAACAUAACCUGUAGUAUUUGUUCGACGCUGUCUUUCGUUCUCACUUUUUUCAUGACCAAGUAUUACCCAAAUGUCGUUGAUUUAGUGGAUUUCUACAAUACAUUUACUAUAUUCGGAUUUGGAGGUUUGAUCGGUUGUGUUUAUUUCUAUUUUUGUCUACCUGAAACUGAAAACAAAACAUUGCAAGAAAUAUCAGAGUGCUUCAAAUAAAUUUAAAAAAAUAUAAUUUUGAGUAAAAAUUAUUGAAGAAUACGACCGUAAUAAUAUAUUGUGAAGUAAAUAUUGAAAUGUAGGUUGCAAACCUAAUAUUUUUUUAUUAGAUGUAUGUAAAUAAUACAAACAUAAAUUAACCAUCUAAGAAUAACAUCAUAUUAUUCCUAGUGAACUAAUCACCAAUAUGUGAUGGUGUAUUGGCGCUUAACACAUGUAGUUACUCAAUAUUUUUAUAAUUGUUCUAACUAUUAGAUAUUAAUAUAAUUAGUACUAUUACAUUUUUCUAAUAAUUCUAAUUUUAUAAUUGUUCCUUGAUAUUAUCAUAUUAUGUUAUAUUUUAUUUCCUAUAUAUUAUUUUAUAAUUGAAAUAUUCAAUGACAAAAAUUUAAAAAUAUUUUAUCUUAUUAAUAAUUGAAAUACCUCGGACUUAUAAAUGUUAUAAUUAUCGGAGUUUUAACUUUUCUCGAUUUAUUCUGGAUAUAUUUUAAAAAAUGUUGUAUAAUUUAAUUAUUAUAUUAUACUAUAGAUUUUUAUCUAUGUUUAAAAUAUUUGUUUAAAUUACAAUCAAUAAAAUAACUGUAUAGCUUAUACUUAACAAGACAUAGAUAGUACAAAAUAGUUAUUAUACUUAUUAUUAAUAAAUAUUAAAUUUGUAGUCACAAUUUUAUUUUAUUUUAAUUGGUCUACAAUUAUUGUAUGUUCAUGUUUUUUUAUUUAUUAUUAAUGUUAUUAUUAUUAUCAUUGUAAUAUUAUGUAAUUGAAAAGUGUAUAAUAAUUUGUUUUUUUUGUCGUAUAGGGUAGUGAAUGUUGUACUUUUAGUAUAGUAAUAAUUAGCGAAGUUUAAAAAAACGUAUACUUAACAUGCAUUAUUAUUUAAAAAAUUGUAUAAAAAUAUGAAAUAUGUUUAAUACGUUGUACAUAUACUAAGUAGAUAGGUACCUAACCAAUCUAUUAAAUAUUUUAAUGUCUGAUAAAAUACGUAUAAUGAAAUUUUAUUUAAUAUAGUUAAUUUGAAAAUUACAA
Molecule: messenger RNA, 3016 nt
Organism: Rhopalosiphum padi (bird cherry-oat aphid)
Lineage: Eukaryota; Metazoa; Arthropoda; Insecta; Hemiptera; Aphididae
Product: facilitated trehalose transporter Tret1-like
Exons: 10
Coding region: 575-1990 (471 amino acids)
Biological process (GO): transmembrane transport
Cellular component (GO): membrane
Molecular function (GO): transmembrane transporter activity
Source: RefSeq, a predicted model, not a curated record